AUGCAUCAGCAAGCCUCAUUGAAAUCACCGUUACUGUUGAAUUUUCAAACCUCACAAAUAUUAGGUAAACCAGACUUUAAGGAUUCUUUGUUGUCUGCAUUAUCUAAAGUAGCUACUGCUGAAAUGGAGAACAAUAAAACAAUGUUUGCAAGAAAGAGGUCAAUUUCAACCGAUUCCGAAACGGAUGAUGAGACUAGUAGUACUCGUGCUACAAAUAGCACUACUGCAAUCACCUCUAAGAUAACCAACCCCCAUACCGCUACUGUUGGCGGUACUGCUGCUACUGCUGCUGCUACUAACCAAGUUAAAGAGUCAAAUGGCAAUAGCAAUAAACCUCAAAUCACUUUUAUCCACAGAUUAUACAAUAUGUUACACGACGAUUCAAUUAAACAUUUGAUAUGGUGGCAUGAAAAUGAAGAACAUUUCCAUAUAAAUGCCACUGAGGAAUUCACUAACAUUUUGCCAAAAUACUUUAAACACAGUAAUGAGCAAUCUUUUAUCAGACAAUUGAACAUGUAUGGGUUUCAUAAGAUUAGUAAUGAAACUAGUGAUAAAAAGGAAACACAGGCACCGCUGCUGCUGCUGCUGCUGCUGCUGUUACUGCUGCUGCUGCCACUGCUGCCUUUACUGGUGAAGAAUUCAAAACGAUGGGAGUUCCGUCAUAGUCAAGGACAAUUUAGAAAAGGUGCGUAUGACUUGUUAAAUUCGGUUAAGAGAAGAAGUACAAAGAAUUUGAAUUUGCAGAGAGAAGUUGUAAAUUUAAGGUCUAUUCCAAUGGAAAGCUGCAGUCCAUCCUUAAAUGGAACAGUAGGAUCCUGUUCUGGUAUGCUCACUCCUACUACUGAAAAAGCUCAACCUCAUAUGCUUACCCCAAAGAGUAUCGAAAUGUCUGCAUCUUCAUCAUCAUGUUUCUUGUCGAGGCCACCAAUACCACCACCACCACAACAACAACAACCACUGCUGAAACUUUAUACAACUGUUGCUAAUAAUCUUCCUGUACAAGUGGGAACUCCAUUGAAUGCAAUGCCAACAAUUUUGCAACCACAGCAACAAUCACCACCACUACCACUACCAUCAUUACAGCAGCAGCAGCAGCAACAACAACAACAACAACAACAAUCAUUACCACCACCACCACCGCCACAACAACAACAACAACAACAACAACAACAAAUGGGUAGUUAUACUCUCCCUCAACCACCAUCUCAAGAACAGCUGCACCUUCAACAACAUCUACAACCACCUGCAUUACAAGCAAGACCCUCAUUUUCAAGAAACUAUGUUUUCAAACCUCCUAUGACGUCCAUUCCUCAAUCAGUCGCUACGAUACCAGAUGAUGAUUCAACUACAAAGGACUCUUUAAAAGCUGAAUUAUCACAACUCAGAGAAAUGUACAAUUCACUUUCUUGCGAUCAUCAACAACUCCAAAACACUUUUAUGGCUAUGUUGGACAUACUUGAAGAGGAAGGAACAUCAUCUUCAUCACCGGAGAUAAUCACCAAGAAGCUUAGGCAGUUCAAACAGUCAUUUUUGGCGAACAGACAAAACAUGAGCAUGAGCACGCCAAGCUCUCCUCAGUCUCGGUUGUCCCAUGUACAACUACAGCCACAACCACACUUGCAAGCUCAUAUAUAUCCUUUUCCAAGAAGGUUUUCCUCCGAACACUACAAUCAUCAACAACAACAACAACAACACCAACAGCAGCAGCAGCAGUUUUUUGCAAUGAGGGCUGAUUCAACAUGUAGCCCAUUAAACACCAGUCAUAUGAAAAACAAUAGCAAUGCCGGUUCAUUGGUUUCGAGUAGAACAUCUUCUUUAGCUUCAUUGUAUGAUAGUGGAAAGAAGAUUACCUCGGGAAGUGGUAUCAAUUUAAAUACAGGAUCUAGUGCUGCUUCCACAUCUAGAUUGCCUAGUGUUUUUGAGUUAGAUUUGAGCUUGAAUUUGAAAAGAUUACCUCCAGUUGACCACUCUGAGCACCUUCAACAUCAACAGCCAUACUUGAAGAGAAUCAAAUUGGUAUAA
Lodderomyces oxycetoniae is the source of this 2022-nucleotide messenger RNA. RefSeq names its product Sfl1p (gene SFL1). The record is from RefSeq and is a predicted model, not a curated record. The transcript has a single exon. NCBI's taxonomy places the organism in Eukaryota, Fungi, Ascomycota, Pichiomycetes, Serinales, Debaryomycetaceae. Gene Ontology annotation, biological process: regulation of DNA-templated transcription. Gene Ontology annotation, molecular function: DNA-binding transcription factor activity; sequence-specific DNA binding. The coding region runs from base 1 to 2022 and encodes 673 amino acids.